GAUUUCACUUCAAACGCAGGACAGCUGGAGGAGAGCAAUGCUUUGGGCUGCUCCGGCUCCUGGGCGUUUAGUUGCAUUAUUAUUACUUACUGGAUUAAGCUGUGAAUCAAACCACUAUGAGAAAAAGAGGCAGAAAAGAACCAUUUAUGAUGAGCAGCCUCGGUUGUCCUCAGAGCAGGGUAAUUUAGUGUUCCAUGCUGGCUCCAGCAAAAAUAUUGAAUUUAGAACUGGACCACUGGGGAAAAUAAAAAUUAAUGAAGAAGACCUUGCAGAACUUUUUAGCCAGGUGAGAGAAAGUAAUGCAGAGAUUCAAGAACUUAAAAAAGCCGCUGGCGCCUCUCAGAACGUGUCCCAGCAGGUUGCUCUGCUGACCUCCAAGAUCGUGAGUCUUGACAACAAACUUCAAAGCUUAGAACAGGCUAUCCAGAGGAAAGCCUGCAGUAGUAACCCCUGUGAGAACUCAGGGACCUGUGUAAACUCACUGGAUGGUUUCUUUUGCCUCUGUCCCAGCAACUGGCAGGGCCUCCUGUGCUCAGUGGAUGUUAAUGAAUGCCAGAUUUAUGCUGGAACAGUGCUAGGCUGCCAGAAUGGAGCCACUUGUGUGAACACACCAGGCAGCUACAGCUGCUCCUGUACUCCAGAAACAUACGGACCUCACUGUGCCUUGAAGUUUGAUGACUGUCAGGGAGGAUCUGAGAUGCUCUGUGGGCAUGGCACCUGUGUAGAUGCAGACAGGGAUCAGCCCAACAAGCCCAAGUACCGCUGUAUCUGUGACACUGGCUGGAUGUCCCCUCCUGGCAGCCCUGCCUGCAGUGCUGAUAUAGAUGAAUGCAGCCUCCCUAAUCAUCCGUGUUCACAUAAUCCGCCUGUGCAGUGCCACAACACACCGGGCUCCUAUCGGUGUGGUCCCUGCCCUACAGGCUGGCAAGGAAAUGGCUACAGUUGCCAAGACAUUGAUGAAUGUGAAAGUAAUAAUGGAGGCUGCUCCACAGCACCGAUGGUUCAAUGUAUCAACACAAUGGGAUCCUUCCACUGUGGGCUCUGUCCACCAGGUUAUGAGGGGGAUGGACAAACAUGUACCCAGGUUGAUAUCUGCUUAAUAAAUAAUGGAGGGUGCCAUCCUUUGGCUACUUGUACCUCAGCUCCAGGGACAAUUCCAUUUUGUUCCUGCACAUCUGGGUACACUGGAAGUGGAUAUGGGCCAAAUGGGUGCUCUCCUCUCAGUGAUAUCUGUCAGCUGCAAAAUCCUUGUGCAAAUGGGCAGUGCUUGGCAAUGAUCUCUGGAUAUUUCUGCCUGUGUAAUGCAGGCUGGACGGGCCCUAAUUGUACAGAGAACAUUGAUGAAUGCAUUAGCAACCCGUGCCAGAAUGGGGGGAGCUGCACCGACGGGGUCAAUGGCUACUCCUGCGAGUGCACCAGUGGCUGGACGGGACCACAGUGCCAGACUGCCCAGCAAGUUUGUGGAGGAUAUCUCUCAGGCCUCAGGGGGACUUUCAGUUACCCUAACAGCCCAAACAGCCAGCGGUACAACAGGGGGGUCAGCUGCGCUUGGGUGAUUCAAACUAAUUCCAAUAAGAUUCUGCGCAUUACUUUCCCAUUCUUUCAAUUGGAGGCAAGUAACGAGUGUAACUCUGUCUUCCUUCAAAUCCAUGAUGGGCCUUCAGCGUCAAUGCACAUGCUGGGAAAAUACUGUGGCUCCUCAUCUCCUGCAGAGCUUUUCAGUUCCCACAACUCCCUGUAUUUUUGGUUCUACUCCAACCGCACCAUUACGGCUGGAGGUUUUACUGUUCAAUGGGAAUCUCGGGAUCCUGAAUGUGGUGGUGAGCUGACGGGUACUUACGGCUCAAUAAGCUCUCCAGGAUACCCUGGUAACUAUCCUGUAAACAGAGACUGUUUCUGGACCAUCUCAACCAGUCCUGGCCUCUUCAUCACAUUUGCUUUUGGCACACUAAGCCUAGAACACCAUGAAAACUGCAGUUAUGACCAUUUAGAGAUUCGAGAUGGUCUUCUUCCACAAGACCCUAUCCUUGGUAAAUACUGUAGCACUCGAUCUCCACCUCCACUCCAAACCACUGGUCCAUAUGCAUGGAUUCACUUUCACUCUGAUGACUUAGUUACUGAUAAAGGCUUCCAUAUUAUCUAUACAACGUCUCCUGCAGAUCCCAGUUGUGGAGGAAAUUACACGGAUAGUGAAGGGGUUAUCACAUCCCCUUACUGGCCUAACCCUUAUAUCAACAACCGACAAUGUAUCUACAUUAUCAGACAGCCAGAGGAUGAAAAAAUAUACCUCAACUUCACCCAUAUGGAGCUGGAGAGUCACACUGGUUGUUCAUCAAAUUACAUUGAGGUUCGAGAUGGUGACAGUGAGAUGUCUUCCCUUAUUAGCAAAUUCUGUCAUAGUACACUCAUGUCUCCAAUCACUUCUACCAGCAACAGUCUCUGGAUCAAGUUCAAGUCUGAUGCUUCUGCGCAAAGGGCUAGCUUCAGGGCCAUUUAUCAAGUUGCCUGUGGAGGCUCCUUGUCUGGAGCAGGCACUAUCCGUUCACCUUACUACCCCAGGAUGUCCCCUCACCCAAAGACCUGUGAGUGGAUCAUCUCCCAGCCAGCUAGCAAAGUGGUGAUUCUUAACUUUAUCGACUUCAACAUUCGAAAUACAACCACUUGUGACUCAGACUACGUUGAGGUCAGAGAUGGCAACAACACAGACUCUCCUCUUUUGGAGAAAUACUGUGGUACAGCUGUACCAUCUAGAGUGCAAUCUACACGGAACAAUCUCUAUAUCAAGUUCAGAGCUUCCUCUCUUACCAACCUUGGCUUCAGGGCUGAGUACUGGCCAAUAGAUACAGUAUGUGGUGAGACUCUCACUGGACCAGAAGGAACCAUUACAAGUCCUGGUCACCCAGAUGUCUACCCACAUGGUAUUAACUGUACCUGGAUUAUCAACAUUCAACCCGGCUACCUUAUCCGCCUGACGUUCACUUCAUUUAACUUGGCAUUUGAUUAUAAUUGCAGAAAGGAUUAUCUUGAAAUAUAUGACAACAGCACUGUGCAAAAAUUGGGAAGGUACUGUGGAAGAUCAAUUCCACCAUCUCUCACUAGUGGUAGCAACAUGAUGAUGUUGUACUUCGUGACUGAUCACAGCAUUGCAUCUGAGGGCUUCGCAGCUAAUUAUAUCUCCCUGAAUGCAUCAAAAGUGUGUUCACACAACUACAGUACUGAAACUGGCGUGCUAACAUCUCCAAACUAUCCCAAUAACUACCCUGUCCGGACGGAGUGCGUAUACACCAUCACAGUGGGGAUAAACAGACAGAUUGUGCUGCGCUUCACCAACUUCACCUUGGAAGGGAAUAAACUCUGUACAGAGGAUUAUGUAGAAAUCAGAGAUGGAGGCUAUGAAACUUCUCCUCCUCUUGGAAAAUACUGUGGUACAGACCUGCCUCCUGUUACAAUCUCUCAUGGUAACAAGCUGUGGAUAAAGUUUGUCAGUGACAUAUUUGGCACAAGAAAGGGAUUUUUGGCAGAGUGGGAUGGUACAUCAGCAGGGUGUGGUGGGACUUUGAUGACAGCAACUGGUAUCUUCAUGUCUCCCAACUACCCUAUGCCAUAUUACCACAAUUCAGAGUGCUACUGGUUGCUCAGAGGAAGCCGAGGAACCCCAUUCGAAAUCCAGUUUGAACAGUUCCACCUAGAGUAUCACCCAAAGUGCAACUUUGAUUACCUUGCGGUAUAUGAUGGCAACAGCAGUAAUGCUAAACAGCUAGGUAAAUUUUGUGGGAAUCAGAUACCAGAACCCAUCCGUUCCAGUGGAGACAGCAUGUAUGUAAAACUAAGGACAGAUGGCAGUCUGCGAGGUGGAGGGUUUUUAGCCAGAUACAAACAGGUUUGCCACGAAGUACUGACUGUUAAUCGUAGCCAUGGCAUAUUGGAAAGUUUAAAUUAUCCAAAUAAUUACCCAUUAAAUGAGCACUGCAACUGGACCAUCCAAACUACAAAGGGGAACACGCUGAACUAUAGCUUCACAGCUUUUGAUAUAGAAGAUGGAUCUGACUGUGACCGUGACUUCUUGAACCUCUAUGAUGGGCCUGGUGUGCAAUCCAACCUGAUAGGCACUUUCUGUGGACAGUCUCUUCCGCUGGCAGGGAGCACUACCGGGACCAGCCUUCAUGUGGUGUUUUAUUCUGAUGGACUGAACACUAGAAGGGGGUUCCAGAUGCUGUGGCAUGUUAAUGGUUGUGGAGGAGAACUCUCUGGCCCUUCUGGUUCAUUUCACAGCCCUGGAUACCCCAACAGAUACCCAAGCAAUAGGGAAUGCAUCUGGUACAUUCAGACAGCACCUGGUAGCAGCAUUCAACUCACCAUUCAGGAAUUCGACAUUGAAUAUCACCCAAACUGCAACUUCGAUGUUUUGGAGGUCUAUGGUGGCCCUGAUUUCCUCUCUCCUAGACUAGCCCAGCUAUGUGUUUCAAGAUCAGCACAGAACCCACUGCGAGUCUCUACUACUGGCAAUUCAGCCGUUGUCCGUUUCAAGACAGACGCAGCAGUGACAGGGAAAGGUUUUAAUGCCUCCUGGCAAGAAAAUCCGGGUGGCUGUGGUGGUAUUUUCCAAGCUACCAGUGGGGAAAUCCAUUCUCCAAACUAUCCUCAACCUUAUAAUAACAACACAGAUUGUUCUUGGGUUAUCCAAGUUGACUACAGCCACAGAGUCCUAUUGAACUUCACGGAUUUUGACAUUGAAAAUCACCAUUCGUGUAACUAUGACAAUGUUGCAGUAUUUGAUGGUCCUAGCAAUGAAGCACCACUUCUUAGAAAACUCUGUGGGACACAGCAUCCUCCCCCUAUCACAUCCUCCAAGAAUAUGAUGUACAUCCGACUGCACUCUGACACAACCAUCCAGCACAGGGGCUUCAGUGCUCGCUUUACUGAAGCAUGCGGAAGUUUCAUAGAGUCAGAUUCAGUUGGGGCAGCAAUUUCCUCUCCUCUAUAUCCUGCCAAAUACCCAAACAAUCAGAACUGCAGCUGGAUUAUUCAGGCUCAGGAACCAUUCAACCACGUCACACUCUCAUUCACUGACUUUGAUAUUGAAAACAAUAGACAAAACUGUACAACGGAUUUUGUGGAGAUUUUGGAUGGGAAUAACUAUGAGGCUCCUCUUCGAGGCCGUUACUGUGGCACGACUUUACCACAUCCUGUCACUUCUUUUGGUAACGCCUUGGCGGUGAACUUCAUCUCCAACAACAACACUGCUGCCAGAGGCUUCCAUGCCACCUAUGCUGCAUCAUCAUCAUCCUGUGGGGGUACUUUCCACAUGGAGAGAGGAGCUUUCAACAGCCCUGGCUAUCCCGAGCAGUAUCCGCUCAACACCGAGUGUGUCUGGAGGAUUCUCAGCUCCCCUGGCAACCGGCUCCAGCUGUCCUUCAUAGCGUUUCAGGUGGAAAAUAGUAGCAACUGCGCCAAAGAUUACCUGGAGAUUCGUGAAUGGAACGACACAGGCAUGCUGGCAGGACGAUUCUGCGGGAACUCCUUGCCUUCAAAUUAUACGUCGACUGUUGGACAUAUCCUGUGGGUCAAAUUUGUCUCAGAUAGCUCAGGCACUGAUGUUGGCUUCAGGGCCACGUUCUCUCACUUGUAUGGAAAUGACAUUGUGGGAAACAGAGGACAAAUAGCUUCACCACAGUGGCCCAGAAGUUACCCUCACAAUUGCAAUUACCAGUGGCGGAUAAGCGUUAAUGCUUCACAAGUCAUCCAGGGCCAUAUCCUGCAGAUGGAUAUCGAAAAUCAUCACAGAUGCCGUUAUGACAAGCUAAAGAUUUAUGAUGGGCCCACCAUUCAUUCUCGUCCCAUUGCAACAUACUGCGGUGCAGAUCCUGCUUCUUUUGCAUCCUCUGGCAGUUCAAUUACAAUCCAGUUCCAGUCAGAUCCAUCUGUGACUGGAAAAGGCUUUCUUUUGGAGUGGCAUGCAGUGGAUGCUUCUGGUGUUACACACACCAUUGCUCGAGGUGCAUGUGGAGGGACUGUAACAGCUGAAGAAACACCUUCAUUCCUCUUCUCACCGGGCUGGCCCAUGAGUUACAGAAACUUUGCUGACUGUGUGUGGCUUAUCAGAGCUCCUGGAUCCACUGUGGAGUUCAAUAUCUUGGCCCUAGACAUAGAAUCUCACAGCUCAUGCAACUAUGACAAACUUAUUAUCCGAGAUGGAGACACUAGUCUUUCUCCAGUGCUGGCUACUCUGUGUGGACGAGAACCUCCUGGCCCAAUAAGAUCGACUGGAGAGGUGAUGUUCAUCCACUUCAUGUCAGAUGCAAGUGUCAUUGGAGCUGGGUUUAAUGCCUCUUAUCACAAAAGUUGUGGAGGCUAUUUGCACACGGACACGGGUGUGAUAACAUCCCCCAACUACCCUCAAGACUAUGGUCCUAAUCUGAAUUGUUCCUGGCAUGUAGUGGUAACCUCUGGAUUUAUCAUUGCUGUCCAUUUUGAACAGCCUUUCCAGGUUAAGAGUGAGGAUACUUCCUGCAACCUUGGAGAUUAUGUAGAGCUGAAGAAUGGGUUAGAUAAUGCCGCCCCACCUUUGGUGUCUGGAAGAGGGAAUGGUCGGUUUUGUGGAAGCAGCUCCAUCUCUACCAUGUACACCACAGAUAAUCAGCUGUUUGUCCACUUCAUUUCUGAUAGCAGGAAUGAGGGUCAAGGAUUCAAACUGAAAUAUGAGGCUAAGAGUCUAGCUUGUGGAGGGAAUAUUUAUAUCAAUGAUUUCAACCCCAGUGGAUAUACAUCUUCCCCCAACUAUCCAAGCAAUUAUCCCCCGCGUGCUGACUGUGUCUGGACCAUAACUGCUCCUAAUGGACAUGCAGUAGAGCUGCAGUUUGAAGAUCAGUUUUACAUUGAACCUUCACCAAACUGCACUUCCAGUUACCUCGAGCUACGCAAUGGCGCUGACUCCACUGCCCCCAUCAUUGCCAAGCUGUGUGGAGGAUCAACGCCAGGCUUGCAGAGGUCCUCAGGAGCUGUCAUGUACCUGAGGUUCAGGUCUGACAGCAGUGCCACACAUGUGGGAUUCAAUGCUAAAUACUCCAUUGCUCCCUGUGGCGGGACAGUGAUAGGACAAACUGGCAUCAUUGAAAGCAUGGGGUAUCCUGAGCUUCAUUAUCAAGACAACCUGCUGUGUGAAUGGUUUCUGCAGGGUCCCAGGGGCCACUAUCUUACCAUCAGACUAGAAGGCCUAGAUAUUCAAAACUCCUCCGAGUGCGCAAAUGACUUUGUGGAGAUCCGAGAAUACAACGCUUCUGGAAAUUUGUUGGGCAGGUACUGUGGUAAUACUCUCCCUGAUGCUGUGGACACCUCUGACAGUUUUGCUUAUGUCAAGUUUGUCACUGAUGGAUCAGUCAAUGCCCGAGGAUUCAGACUGCGCUUUCACUCCAGUACUGAAGAAUGUGGUGGGGAUUUUACUGCCCCUGUUGGAACAUUUACUUCACCCAACUAUCCCAACCUGUACCCACAUAAUCGAGUGUGUGAAUGGAGGAUCACAGUGGAAGAAGGGCGACGUGUGACUCUAAUCUUUAACGAUAUGAAAACUGAAGAACACUGGAGUUGCUCAUCAGAUUAUGUGGCUGUUUACAAUGGCCUCAGACAGAACUCUCCCCGGCUGGCCAAGCUAUGUGGUGAGGUAAAUCCAGGCACUGAGGUGAAAUCCUCUGGAAACACAAUGAAAGUCAUUUUGGUGACAGAUAUGUCCCAUGCAACCAGAGGCUUCAGCGUCUCAUACACGUCUAGUGAAGAUGCAGUCUGUGGUGGAACCCUGAUGGGACAUGGAGGUGGGAAUUUCUCUUCUCCCGGCUACGAUGGUGUCAAAAACUACACAAGUAACCUGAACUGUGAAUGGAGUGUUGAAAAUCCCUCCCACUAUAAUUCAUCCAUAUAUAUCUCUUUCGAGGAUUUCCACUUGGAACAUCACCAGGAUUGCCAGUACGACUACCUAGAGUUACGAAUAGGGGACGCUGAUGGAGAGCUAAUAGCCAGACUUUGUGGUCAGGCUGCACCAUCUGUGCCACUAGUCAUAGCUGCCCCGCAGAUCUGGGUACACUUUGUAAGUGAUAAAAACACAGAAGAUAAAGGAUUCUUGGCCCAUUACACGUUUGAAGCUUGUGGUGGUAUACAGUCAGGUGAAAGCGGAGUUAUCUCAAGUCCUAACUACCCAGAGCCUUACAGCAGCCUGAGUCGUUGCUCCUGGUUGUUGGAAGCCCCCGAAGGUGAAACCAUCACUCUUACUUUUACAGCCUUCCACGUUGAAAAUCAUUCACUUUGUAAGUGGGACUCUGUUACUAUCCUGAAUGGUGGCUCUCCUGGAUCUCCUGUCAUAGGAAAGUAUUGUGGAACCACAUCCCCUGGGACUAUUCGGUCUGGUUCCAGCAAGCUAGUCGUCAUCUUUAACUCUGAUCACUCAAUUCAAGGAGGUGGCUUUUAUGCAACAUGGACAGCAGAAUCUCUAGGAUGUGGUGGAAUCAUUCAUUCAGAUAAUGGUAUGAUCAAGUCUCCUCAUUGGCCUCAAAACUUUCCCAUGAACACCAGAUGCACAUGGACCAUCAUUACGCAUGAAAGUAAACACUUGGAGAUGAACUUCCACAGUAACUUCCAGAUUCCAGAUAGCAACGGAAGCUGCCAGAGCAGUUACAUAAAGGUGUGGAGAGGAAAUGAUGAAGAAGCAGCAGCUUUGUUAACCACAGGAUGUGGAAGUUCAGCUCCUGAUUCUGUUGUUGCUCCAAACAAUGUGAUAACUACAGUAUUUCAGUCUCAGGAUGCUCCCGGGCCAGGUUUCUCUGCAUCUUUUAUAAGCAGAUGUGGAGUAAAUUUCACCAGCCCUGCAGGUCGUAUCGUCUCUCCUAACUACCCUAGUCAGUAUGAUAACAACUUGAACUGCAGUUAUAUCAUAGAUCGGGGACCACAGUCACUGGUGAUCCUAGAGUUUGAGACUUUCCACUUGGAAGCCCCAGCACUCUUGAGCAGAAUUUGUCUUUAUGAUGGAGUAAGCAUCUUCAGUGGGACGAGGAUUACCCCACAUCCUCUCAUCACGCUCUGUGGUAAUGAGCUCCCUGCCCCAGUCAGUGUCUUUGGACCUAUGCUGCUCAACUUCUACACCGACUCCCACAUCACAGGCUUUGGAUUCAAGGCAAGAUACAGAACAAUUGCUUGUGGUGGCAUUUUCAAUGGCUCUGUUGGUGUUAUCAGCAGUCCGGCCCAUUCGGUUCUUGAUUAUCACAACAACAUGAACUGCUCAUACUACAUCACAGUUGGAAACGGCAAAAUAGUUGCCCUCAAAUUCAACAGCUUCCAGCUUGAAAUAUCUCCCUCCUGCUACAAAGAUUACGUGGCUGUAUAUGAUGGCUCAGACACCCGUGCUCCUCUCCUCGGGAAAUUCUGUGGCUCAGAACUGCCUCCAAAUAUUAAGAGCUCCAGUAAUAACUUGUUCCUGGUGUUUAACACUGACUUCUUUGGAGCAGACAGAGGAUGGAAAGCGUCUUUCAGGGAGACCUUAGGACCUCAGAGCGGCUGCGGUGGUUACUUGACAAAUUCAGCUUAUAGCUUUGGCUCUCCGGUCUCCAAUGCGACCAGAAGAUAUGAGAAAAAUCUGGACUGUGUAUGGAUCAUAACUGCACCCGUGAACAAACUGAUCAACCUCACCUUCACUUCAUUCGUGCUUGAAGCACAGUCUGCUCAGGCUUGCCGAUAUGAUUAUGUAAAACUUUAUGAUGGAGAUAAUGAAAAUGCCAAUUUAGUUGGCACGUUCUGUGGAUCUACAGUGCCAGCUCCUUUUCUUUCUACCCGCAAUUCCUUGACUGUGAAAUUUAUCACAGACAAUUCUGUGGAAAGGGAGGGUUUCAAUGUUACCUACACCACAGUGGAUCGACUGUGUGGAGGAAUACAUAAUGCAACUUCUACAUCCCUGACCGCAACGUCUCCUAACUUCCCGAAUGAAUAUCCACCAUUUACUCUCUGUACUUGGGUCAUUGAUGCCCCUCCGCAGCAGCAAGUCAGGGUGGUGGUAGAGGCCUUCCACCUCCACUCUGGCCAGGACUGCUCUCAGAACUACCUAGAGCUCCAGGACUCACCAACACACAGCCAAGGAUCAGUCCAUAGAUUCUGUGGCACUGAAACUUUUCCAGUCCCUGAAUUUUAUUCUUAUGAUCGCACUGCCAUCGUGACUUUCAAAUCAGAUGAAUAUAUGAUUAAUAAUGGAGUCAGAUUUACCUAUCAAGCUACAGGUUGCAGCAGAGAGUAUAACCAGCCAUUUGGUUACCUGAAGAGCCCCGGCUGGCCUGGUCGUCACCCCAAUAACAUGGACUGUUCUGUCAUUCUACGAGCUCCACCGAAUCACACAAUUUCUCUCUUUUUCCAUGCUUUCAGUUUGGAGGACAGCAUCCAGUGUUCACGUGAUUUCCUAGAGGUCAGAAAUGGGAGUGAUGUGCAAUCACCGCUACUUGGCAGGUUCUGUGGAAACACUGUGCCCAGUCCCAUCUUCCCCCAAAAUCAUGUUGUCUACCUUCGUUUCAAGAGUGAUUUUUCAGGGGCUCAUGAUGGAUAUGAAAUUACUUGGACUUCAUCACCAAGUGGAUGCGGAGGAACGUUAUACGGCAGCACUGGUUCGUUUGCUAGUCCCAGCUACCCAGCAACUUACCGCAACAACACUGAUUGUGAGUGGGCCAUUACUGUGCCCAAGGGACGAAUUGUCACAGUGAACUUUGAUUUCAUCAGCAUCGAUGACCCAGGGGAUUGCAGUAGCAACUAUCUGAUCCUUUACAACGGGCCAAAUGCCAGCUAUCCCCCAGCCGGGCCGUACUGUGGGAUGGAUACAAACAUCGCUCCAUUUACUGCUACAUCUCAUCAAGUCUAUAUAAAAUUUCAUGCCGAAUAUGUGACUUUACCGUCAGGAUUCCAGUUAAGCUGGACGAGCUAGAACACUGUUUAUGAGAAAUAUAGUACCAUUCCCUGCUAUACUGAAGAGACUUUAGGUCAAAAAGUAAGCUUGAAAUCCACUUAUGAUAAUUGCAGCUGCAGUAAGGCCUUUUAAAAAUUACUGUCAGUGAAGCUGUUUUGAAUUUAGAGUUCUGUCCAAAAAAUGUGAUCUCCCAUUGUACUGAAAAUAAACUAUUAUCUACCCAACUGGGAAAACGAGGUUUUGAAACAUAUUUUUAUAUUCUCCUACAUAAUUUCAAAAUUUUACAUUUAAUGCUAUAAAAAGUGAAUUAGCCAAAAUUCGAAAUUGUUAACAUGAAGUUGAUAAGAGGAUUUAAGAUAUGAAGUUGUCUUUAAUUAGUUCUAUGGAGUUAUGUGGUUUUGUCCCAAGCAUCUUUUAAAACGUUAGCUAAAGUUUUAUUCAAAUUAGGAUCAGAAAUUGCUAAAAAAUGGCCCCUGUCCUACAAUCAUUUACCCAGAUAACUUUGCUGUACUUCAAAAAGAUUGAUUUCACUACGGGAAAAAGCAUGUUUCACUUUAAAGCAGGUUAAAUGUUUUUGGACAUUUUUUGAUAUGAUACAUACAUACUUGCUCUUGGCAUGACUUCCUGUCGCCAAAAAAAAUGUACAGAAUUAUUGAACUUCUGCAAAAGAAAAGACUGAACAGCACUACCAAUGGGAGAAAGAAAAAUUUGUAAGAUUUUUUUUUUUAAUCUAACAAUAACUUGGUGCAUUUUUAAACGUUCCAAGUACUCCAUACCUGUGCAUGAUUUUAUUUACAAUUGAGUAAAAUGCAUGAGGUUCUUUAGAAAAAAAAUGAAAAUCCAUCAGAGAAUUUGUGCUCAUGAAGACUGUUGAAUGAAGCUGCUGGUACAAGGUUCAAUUGAUCUAGCCCCACUGACUCUCGCCAAAAAUAGUCAAAGUCUAAAAUUAGAGUAAAUUAUCAAACCAUUCUUUAAAAAAAAAACAGGAACAAAGUAACCCACUGCUGUCCUCUAACAUUUUAUAUGAGGAACCACAACAGAAAUACCACUGCAGAAGUAUUAAAGUGGAGGUCCUUAGAGGAGAGGGCUGGUGCUAAGCCAUGUUUCUGUCUUGGAAGGUGAGUCGUCAUUUAAAACACUUGCUUUAAAAUGAAUGCACAGCAAAAGCAAACAGGAACAACGAAACAGGUAAUUUGAAAAGAAUUAUUCCAUGAAACUUCUAGGUGUUUUUUGCAGUGUACAAUUCAAAAGACAGAAUCUGUGUUUAGCAAGAUUUAUGGCUUCAUGUCACAAUGCUGCCAUGAAUAUUUUUGCUUUUAUGACUGUGCGCUUUGCUGUCUAUUUUACACAUAAUGUCGUAGCUGUGAAUGUUGCCUGUCCGUAUUGUAAUACCUGCAUGACUACACCCAGCCUCCCCCCGUCGGUGACACAGCACGGAUAAUGAAUGUGCAUGUUUUCACUUCCUAGAGCCUGCACGUUUUUAACUUAAGUGUAAAUCUUCUGCAUGUUACUAUACAUAUUUAUUUUUAUAUAAAAGUAUGUUUUAUGAGCCAGUUAUAUAUGAAUGGUAAGGACUCCGAAGACUAGGAUUUGGAGAAUAAGUACUAGAAGAUCCAUAACAGUAUUUUUAAUUGUCCUUCCCAUGUGGCGGGGCUAUUAUUUAUAAACAAUAAAUAAGAA
This is a messenger RNA of Chroicocephalus ridibundus (black-headed gull), 12604 nucleotides long. It is a transcript of the gene CUBN, whose product is annotated as cubilin. NCBI's taxonomy places the organism in Eukaryota, Metazoa, Chordata, Aves, Charadriiformes, Laridae. The transcript is spliced from 67 exons. Gene Ontology annotation, molecular function: calcium ion binding. The record is from RefSeq and is a predicted model, not a curated record. The coding region runs from base 38 to 10942 and encodes 3634 amino acids.